CGCCGCGCGACGACGAUGACGUCACCGCCCGCGGUCGCCAUGGAGACCCCGCGCGCGCGUCCACACACAACGACGCGGCCAUGGCGGCGCCGGGCGCGAUGGACGCGACCCUGGUGGCCCUCCACAGCCGGCACCGGGUGGCAGAGGAGCAGCGCGACCUGGAGCACAGGGCGGCCGUGAGGCUCCAAGCCCAUCUCCGAGGGUGCAGGGUGCGGGCCUACCUGCGCUACUUACGUGAAAAUGCAACAGUUAUCCAGAGGCAUUGGAGAGGGUACGCGGACCGGAAGGUGUUUCGAGCCAUCGUUAAGGAAGCUGUUCUCAAGAUGAAGUUGGCUUUUUUUAAUGCGAUGGCUGUAAAGAUCCAGAAAAUAUGGCGUGGCUACUACGUUCGGAAAUAUGUGCACAAUUACUAUGCUCUGAGGAACUAUCUUGAUGGGCUUGCUAUAAAGCAUGAGAUCAUCAGGAAUGAGCUGGAUGAAUAUGCAGCCGUCCAGUCACAGGAUCGGCAAUUCCUUGCCCUGCAAACGGCUGAGCAGCAGAGCGACUACCAAGCACGGAAGACACACUACUUGCUCAGCACCCACCAGAUUGCUGGGAUCUAUAACUCGCCGUUCCUACCGUGCCCCAUGGAGAUGGAGUACCGGCUGUUGCAGGCGAGGCCACUGAGCCACAGGAAGCCCUUGGCUAUGAUGGAAGAGAGCGCUGGGAUGGAAAAAUCGACACUAACCCCGCAUCCGCCACGGACGCUGCCGCCCAUCUGUGCUCCAAAACCACAGGGCCCGUUUAAAGAUCCUGCGGAGGUUUGGAGGCAGCGGCAAAAGCCGCUAGAGCCAUCGGUGCGUGUGGCGACACCCUUUGUGUGCCUGGAAGAGGCCCCCAAAGUCCUCCGCAGGGAAGAGUGGAAGAAGCAUGCCACCGACACCCAAUUCCUGCCCGCCGUCAGUGCUCACAAGAACAGAAAGUACGAGCCACUUCUCCACACGUCCUCGGACUACGGCCACAUCCCCUAUGGUAGCAAGCAUUUCCGGGAUGAGCAGCCUAACAAGAUCAUCUCCAAUAAAGCGUACCAUACCGUCUUUCCACCAAUCCCCAUCUUCGAGAAGCUGGGGAAGACCUACUCCCAGGGACAGGAGGUUUGAGGCAUGCGAAUGGAGCUGUUCCUUGGAGAACUAGAAAUGUAGAUGAAAUGGAAAAAAUACAACAACAAGAAAAAACAACGUAAACAAGUGUGUGGUGAUUUGGGAAUUGCUAUUUUUAAAUGAAAGAAGAUGUUAUAUUUCGAACAGCCUAUUUGUAUUAAAACAGGAAGAACCUUUCAGGUAAAUGAGAUUACAUUCACAGGCACUUCAGUGAUUAAGAUGCAUCAUAGGAUAAGUGAUGAUGAGUAAAAAAAACAACUUGCUUUGUCUUUGCUGGUGUAUCUUUGACAUUACCACUAUGGGAGGAAGGUUGCAUUGCUGGUGAUAAUGAUAAAGCUGUAAUAAGCUUUACUUGAAAAUAAUCUGUAAACUGUUCUUGUUUAAUACUAAUGGGACCUUAAAAUGUUGCUACCUCAACGUUUACACAUUUUACUAAUCUAAUACAUUGAAAAUUGGAUAUAUGGUCACUCACCCUUGCUUGUUUGUAUGUAGCACACUGGCAAUACUGAUUUAUGAACAUUAACAGCCAUGUCCAAUGCUUAAAUUUAACUCAAACAAAUGUGGCCGCCUACCUUUGUCUUUUAGUUUGAAUGUAAUUACUUAAAAUGUAAUUUUAAUUUACAGUAAACAUUCCAAUUUUAGUUUUUCUUUUUGCGUUGUGAUCCGAAUUUCUCACAAACAAAAACGACAUUUAUUGAGCCAAACUGUGCUUGUGCAAAUUAAAACAUGGGUGGUUCAAGCAUGUAGGCCAGUACAAAAACAUACGAUGACACUUCCUAAUUGAAACCAGGUCACAUGCAUACGAAGCACUUUCCGCUGCUGAAGAGAAAUCAAUGGUGGGCUUGUUUCAGGAAGCUUCCCAGCUGUCUGACAAACAAUCCUGCUGGUUUUUUCUCUAACUCGUGUGCCUGUAGAGAACUUGUAAUUCCCGAUGAUGCAACAGACAUCACAGUCAGAUAUAGACAGUUUACAAAUACAGUAAAACCUUGGAUUGCGAGCAUAAUUCGUUCCGGAAACGUGUUUAUAAUCCAAAGCACUCGUAUGCCAAAGCACUCGAAAAUCAGUUGUGAUCGCGUGACGCUUGGCAGACAAAGCGUAUACACGUACUACUCGUAUUGCAAGACCUCGCUCGUUUAUCAAAUUAGUAUUUAUUUAAAAAAAUUGCUCGUCUUGCAAAACAAUCGCAGACCAAGUUACUCGCAAUCCAAGGUUUCACUUUUUCUGUCUGGUCACACGCUCACAGCGGAUUGCGUCCGUGGUCUGGUGCCUGGUCAGCUCUGCCCGCUUGUGCCCAGGGUGUGUGUGUGUGUUGUCGGACCUGUUUGCUGACUGCUUGCUGCCACCCAGUGGCGACAAUCCGUCUGCUGGGUAUCGACGCGACACGCGCCGCUAAAACAUCUCUACGCAGUACCAUUUGCCAGUGUCUAGAGUUGGGAAAAUAAAAAUAGGAAAUAAAGUUUUGUGCAUUUACACAAGAUGAAUACAACGGACUCUUUGCUGUUGUUGCACUGCUCUUGGCGUCGAGAAGGAGCCAAGGGAAACGUAGGCCGAGUUACAACUGCAGACAGGUUUAAAUGAAAGUGCCAAAUGAUCCUUCUGGCGGUACCCCGGGGUACCAAAUAAUACAAACUGGCCGAGGCAAUUAAAUAUUUUAUUUCUGGGACACUAGUUUUUCCAGGGGUGUACUUCACUCCGCGACUUUGGGGGUACCCAUCAAUCCGAAAUCGGUGCCACUCCGCGAUGUUGAAACGCAGCGAGGACGAUUGCGCUGAAACCCUGAACGCUCGUGGUACGCACCGUGGUGGUGCAUCGUGUACAGCUCGUCGAGAUGAGUCGAUUGCCGCAUCGCCGACCAUCAACAGACUAGCAGUGACUGCAUCACAGACAUGAUGUGAGAGCCGGGGGCACCGCCUUAAGGUUCAUAUGUACCUGCACACAUGGUCACGAAAUCUCAUACUAAGUAUUGCAGUGCUCGAGAAAUGUGUUCCUAUCUUUUAUAUAAAAUGUAUGUAAAAUAUAUUGAUCUAAAGCAUGGUUUUAACGGAUUGCCACCCUCAAUCAUUCUCUAUAGUACAUUCAUUUUAAGAGAGAGUCCUGUUUCCAGAAAACAUAUUUUAGAACAUUGACAGUGCUUUAACUCAGAUGAAAAUGUGUAUAGCUGUGUGCGUUUGUGGCUGCCAUUUGAUAUGAAAACAGUUUGCAUGAAGUUGACAAGCAUCCUUUCACGAGGCAUUGCUGUUAAAUGUAAGAUGCGAUUGAAGCAGUGGACUGGAAGAGGUUAAUGGAAGGGACUCACCAAUUGGCAAGAAGCUGACUUGGCAGCUGUUCCUCCAACAUCACAGCCCUCUGCGGCCACCCACGCACCAAACGAGCCUACCACAGACGCGCACUUUUCUUGGACAUACGGUGCUUUGAUAGGAAUAUGUUGAAUCUCGGUAAAAAUUGUUUGUCUACCAAAACACAAAAGCACAAUUGGUGGCAGAAUGCCAGUGCGCAUAAAAGCACAACAGCCGGCUGGCUGCCAUCUAUCUCUGCGUACAGACAAUUUCACAAAGGCUACUGUGGGCACAUUCCGCUUUGUAAGAAGUAUUACUUUGUCAAUGAGCCAUACUGAUGACGGUAUGAAAACACUUAUCAUCAAUUCUAAAUAGCAUGCGCAGAAUUCAAAGUUUGCUCUUCGUAAAUGUGCUUUUUAUGCCAAAAGGAAAACAUUAAAAUGGUGUUAGUUACUGUUGUUUCUUGGGGAACACUUAUUGAUACUCUGGUGCUCGUAAUAUCGGCUCAAAUUUGAGUGCGGCAUUUUGCCACAAGGUCACACAAAUGUUGUGCCGUGUGUACAUUAUAAAAGCUGUUCGGUGGCUCUUGGUUCAAGGGGCUGAAAAGAGUAAAAGGUCAGAAACCGGCAGCGACUGUGAGACGCCAACACGGGUGCCUGUUACGUCCACUAAUUGUGUCUACCUGUGCGCUCCGCGCGCGGCCGUAACGCUAUCUCUGGGGCUGCAUUUCUCAUUUGCAUGUUAAAGCAUCCCUGAUCAAUAGCCCCAGCCAAGCUGUUGGGUUUACUUUACCUCGUUUCAGGAAGGCAGGAACAGCACUAAUAGGCCCGAAACCGCACGCCGAGGGCCACUAACUGCGCGUCAGCUUGCCGCACAGACAAGUCAUUAGUCUAAUGCCUGUCAAGGCGGCAAGUGCCCAUGCGCUCCUCAUCCUUUCACCAGGCUCUAAUAGGAAGUUCCACACACUCUGCCGGUCGUGGUUUAGAGGCAUUCUUAGAAAUGCGUUGGCAAGAGAUAAAUCCCUUUGCUAACAAAUAUUUAAAUAUGGUCAGUGUUUUGUACAAAUUUAGCCCUAUUAGUUUCAUGGACUCGCCGUAAUGCUGAGAUGCUGAUCAUAAAUAAUACAGUUUUUCGCGAGUGGGAAUUUA
This is a messenger RNA of Lethenteron reissneri (Far Eastern brook lamprey), 4563 nucleotides long. RefSeq names its product spermatogenesis associated 17 (gene SPATA17). The record is from RefSeq and is a predicted model, not a curated record. Lineage: Eukaryota; Metazoa; Chordata; Hyperoartia; Petromyzontiformes; Petromyzontidae. Gene Ontology annotation, molecular function: protein binding.